GACAACUGUUCGUCUUCAGGUUUUAGAUGACAGUUGUGUAAAUAUAAAUAUUACUAUUUUGUUUAAUAAAACGUUAUUCGAUGUAAAUAAUUGGGUUGAAAAGUGAUAUUUUAUAUUAGAAACGAUAACUCAUAAAUAAGUAUGACAACAAUAUAGUAUUACUAUUGUUUUUUUUGGUAAUACAAAUUCUACCGGUGUCCGGUACCAUCAAUGCGUUUUUCUAAAGAAAUGUCACCCAAGAGUAGACAAUCUAUUGCUGGUCUUCCAACCGUCGAGACUAAUGAUCACGAGGAAAAAUCUUCAGAAAGGGUGCCUGGUCCAUAUAUAUUAUUAUUGUUUGGUUUCUACUUGCUACUUACAUAUAUAAUCAUAGUUAUCGAGAAUGAUAUGCCGACGGUUAUCCGUGAAAGAGACAUACCAAACGAUGAUUCAAACACAUUUAGCGAAGAAAACGCCAAAAAUUACCUCAAUCGUAUCCUCGGAGACCAGCCCAGGGUCGCAGGAACUUUGUACCACUUGAUAAAAACGAGAGACAUUAAAGAUCUCGUUGAUGAAAUUGCGAGCAAAGCUAAUAUACCCAUCAGAACUGAUUGGCAAUUUGUUUCUGGUGAUUACUGGUUAGCAUCAAGUUCCCCGCACGUGAACAGUUACCAGAACCUGUCGAAUAUUAUAGCGGUGUUGGAAGGCGAGAGCGGCUUCCAUCCCAACGGUACCACCGGCACAUCAUUGUUGGUCAACUGCCACUACGACUCGGUACCUUAUGCUAUUGGCGCGUCAGACAAUGGCGUGUUUUGCGCCGCGAUGGCGGAAACUUUGUCAAAGCUAUCUCGAAGGAAGACAAAACUCAAACACAACAUAAUUUUCCUCUUCAACGGCGCUGAAGAAAGUAUCCUUUUGGGCAGUCACGGGUUCCUGAGUCACCCAUGGUCUAAGGGUGUUACGAACGUUGUCAAUUUAGAUUCGGCCGGAAUGAACGGGAAACCGAACGUUUUUCAGGUAACGGAUUCGAGGGUGUUGGAAGCGUACAAAAGGACUUGCUCGAAACCGAACGCGCAAGGCCUGGGGGAGGUUUUGUUCGCGUCGGGGAUCAUACCUUCAGAUACUGACUUCAGGAUUUUCAGAGAUUUUGGUGGUAUAUAUGGUGUAGAUAUAGCUUUCAUAAAGGGUGGUAACGUUUACCACACCCGUAACGACAGGCCGGAGCUGAUAGAGGAUGGAGUCAUCCAGAACGCGGGCAACAUGCUGCUGAGCCUCGUGAGGGAACUCGCCGACAGCCAGGAGUUGGAGAAUAAGGAGUCUCCAUCCUCUGAGGUCUACUACGACUACAUGGGACUGUUUCUGGUGACGUACUCCAAGAGUACCGCCCUUUUCGUAGAUCUAUUCAUUGGUCUCCUGGGUCUGUCCAGCGUGGUGUACUUUCUGUGGCUGUUCGGACUGCGAUGGUCUUCAGUCAAAGAACUGCUUUGGGCGAUUGUUGGUCGCGUCGUGUGUGUGGUGUGCGGCCUCGUGGCGGUCAUCCUGAUGACCGUUGUGAUGGUCGGCACGACUACACAGAUGAAAUAUCUAUCGGAGCAGUGGAUGGUGGUGCCGCUCUACAUAGGACCGUACGUCAUAGCGAUGACCGCCGCGUCACACGGCUUCGACUCGUGGAGAUCGAGUAAGGUAGGAGGGUGGACCGUCGGAUGGGUCACGGGGGGUAAGAGGGGACUGCUCCUACAUUUUGGUACCGCAGGCGAUACUAAUUCCCAGUGGGACCGGAGGACCGCUUAUUUCGAGCGGCCCGGAGGACAUGCGCAACGCCUCGUUUCGGAGUUUUUGAGGCGUCAGAUUCUGAGAUCCCGAGUUCGAGGGCUAAGCUCCCGGGCGAGCUGCGCGCCGCUGCUGCUGACGUCGCUCGCCGGCUUCGUGUGCCUGACGGUCGGCCGGCGCGGGAAGCUCAGGGUCCAUAGUGAAUAUCGUAGAUUGUUCGACCGUCGACUGAUGACAUCGCGUCGCUCGAUAUCGUUGCCAAAGUUGUUUAUUUGGGUUUAUUCCUCUUGUAAUUAUAGUAAACUCAGUGGAAAUACUGAAUAUUUGUUCUCUAGAUAUAUAGAACUAGUAGUAAUAAUUCUUCUCCAUAGUUUUCUCCGCUUAUUAAUCGCAGUGAUCUACUUGAAAAUAUACCUUUAUUUGGAAUACACCACGCCAGGCUGGCAAUACCUGGUGCUGGAAGUGGUACUGACGCUGCCGGCGACCUCGCUGUGCCUGUCGCUGGCGGUCCGCGUGCUGCCGCUGCUGGUGCCCAUCAUGGGCCGCUCGGGCAGCGACACCCCCGACUACCUGAUUGCCGCCAUCAGCGUGGCGCUCGUCACACUCGCCGUCGCCACUGUCUCAGGGCUGGAGUUGCUGUUCGGCGGUCGCGUGUGCGCGGCGCUGCUGUGUGCGUGCGCGCUGUGCGUGUGUGCGGCGCUGGUCCCGCUCCGCCCGUACCGCGGACACACCACGCAGAGACAUUACUGGUUUCACUCACAAAUAACAACGUACGAUAGGAAUCUUACGCCCGUAGAGAAUGUUACGGGCGUUCUCGUCAGCAAACUAGAUGUGUACUCGGUGCAGUCCGCGCUACAGGCGAUCAAGGAGAGUCCGCUGUACGGACAGGACAGCGGCAUGAAGAAGAUUGACCGCCAGACGAACAAAACUGUCAGUCGGAACAACGGCGACGUGAAUAGUUUCAAAAUAACUGACAGCGACUUGAAUAUAUACUCGUCGGAUAAAUGCGAUAAAUAUGUGUAUUGCGACUUGCCGCUCUACACGACGCGGUUCGGCAGAUUUGUGAAAGGCAGUUUGUUCAUAACAAUGGGCCCGCCUGCGGAGUUCGAACAUUCUUUGAAAUUGGUGAACAGAUCCUGCGUUGAAGACAGUUGUGUACUGAGCUUCAUAAUGCACGGCCCCGCGUACAGCGCGCUGUCAGUGUGGCCGCGCCCCGCCGUGCGGCUGCGCGCGUGGUCGCUGCGCGCGGCGCCACUGCCGGCGGGCGCGCCGCUCGGGCGGGCGCUGUUCGUCGUCACGCACUUCACGUCCACCUACAGCGACGUGUUCCAGCCGCUGGAGUUCUCGCUGACGUUCUCGGUACCGCGGCACUUGCAGUCGGACAUACUCGCCGACAUCUCCCACCACGCCCACAGAGUGUACCACCCGGAACACUUCACCACAGAGUACCGGAUGUUGCUCGACGUUAUGCCGGAAUACUUUAAUAUUGCGACAAGUUUAUCUUUUAGGAGUAACUAUGUUUUUUAAUUUUCUAAAUAAUUUAAUUAUGAAGUCCUGUUAUAUAAAUCUUUGGGGGUCAUGGAAAAAUUGAAUUUACUGCAAGUAUAUUGAUUUUUGAUAUCGAUUUUAAUGGUUAAAAAUAAUUUACUUUAUAUUAAAAAAUAUUAAGCAUAUAAAAAUGUAUUGAUACUUCAAUGUGCUCAGCGUCGAAGGAUAAUCUGCCACAUUAUGUAUCCACAAAAGGAGAAAUCUUUGACCAGCUGGAGUAUAUUUACAGGUUGUGAUCCUAAGAAUUGAUUAUCUUAUAUGAAUGGAUUGUUUCUUUUUUUUAAUCAAAUUGUAUAAUUAAAUUUGUGUUUUUGACAUUCAUAUGUCUCUAUAAAAAUAUUUUCAUUCUAAAGUUGAUUCUACAAUUGAUAGAGCUUUAAAGAAAUGUGAUUUUUAAUGUAAAAUAACGAUUCUCAAAAAAUUAUAUACGAGACUCGAACAAAAUCUCCCGAUAUUAGUUUUGUAUCAAUUUAUUUCUUAUUCAAAUACAGUUUAACAUUUAGGUGAUAAUUGGAUAUUGUACUUAUGUAUACUCGUGUUGAAUAAUAU
Molecule: messenger RNA, 3846 nt
Organism: Nymphalis io (European peacock)
Lineage: Eukaryota; Metazoa; Arthropoda; Insecta; Lepidoptera; Nymphalidae
Exons: 19
Coding region: 211-3276 (1021 amino acids)
Biological process (GO): proteolysis
Molecular function (GO): metalloexopeptidase activity
Source: RefSeq, a predicted model, not a curated record